UUCCAAAAGGAUCUGCUUGUUUCCACUCUCCGUCUCCCACUUCCCCAACUUCCAUUUUUUUCUUUUAUUAUAUUUCCUUUUUAUUUAUUUUUAACACACAACUCUAUAGACAGAGGUGGGAUACAAAAGGGAAAUUAGUGAAAAAAGAGGAAGAAAAUAAUUAAAGAUUUUGCCUUUCCUUUCUGCAAAUUUGACAGAGCGCUGUCGACCCUUUUCUUUUUUCUCUCUCUCUCUCUCUCUCUCUCUCUUUUUUUUUUUUUUUUCUUCCCUUAUUACAAACCCACUUUAUUGAUGGUGCUCUGUUUCUCCUUUUUCUUCUGCAACAAGAAGAACAGCUAAAACCCUUUUUUCAAUCCCAUUCUUUUGUUUUGUUCAAAUUCUCUGAAAAGGAAAAGCCAUGUCAGGUCUGUAUAAUCCCAACUUCUCACCAGCAAGAGCUGCUUCACCCCAGAUUAGAAGCACCCCAGAUGUUGACAGUCCGUACUUGUCAGAGCUGUUGGCAGAGCAUCAAAAGCUUGGACCUUUCAUGCAAGUCCUUCCGAUAUGUAGCCGACUGUUAAAUCAAGAGAUUUUACGGGUUUCUGGUAUGAUGUCCAACCAAGGUUUUGGUGACUUUGACAGGCUUCGGCAUAGAAGCCCCAGUCCCAUGGCUUCUUCGAACCUCAUUUCAAAUGUCACCGGGACAGGAUUUGGUAGCUGGAAUGGCCUUCCUCAGGAGAGAUUAAGUGGACCCCCUGGAAUGUCGAUGGACUGGCAAGGUGGUGCGCCCGCAAGCCCUAGCUCAUUCACUGUCAAGAGGAUUUUGCGUUUGGAAAUUCCAGUUGAUACUUACCCAAAUUUCAAUUUUGUUGGGCGGCUUCUGGGCCCUAGAGGCAAUUCACUGAAACGGGUGGAAGCUACAACAGGCUGCCGUGUAUAUAUUAGAGGGAAAGGGUCAAUAAAGGAUCCAGACAAGGUGGAAGAAAAGCUUAGGGGAAGGCCAGGCUAUGAGCACCUGAAUGAACCACUCCACAUCUUGAUUGAGGCUGAUUUACCUGCCAGUGUUGUUGAUAUGAGGUUGAGACAGGCGCAGGAAAUUAUUGAAGAAUUGCUCAAACCUGUGGACGAGUCCCAGGAUUAUAUUAAGAGGCAGCAGUUGCGUGAAUUAGCCAUGCUAAAUUCAAAUUUCAGAGAAGAGAGUCCUGGGCCAAGUGGCAGUAUCUCUCCUUUCAAUUCGAGUGGCAUGAAGCGUGCAAAAACUGGACGCUGAGAGCCCGUAUCAUUCAUGCCUGGUCUCAAAUGUUUUCUACUCUGCUCCAGAAAUUCUGGCUGAAAAUACCUUGCUCUAUGUGUCACUCCAGCACAGCUACAAGAGAAUAGGCUAACAAUCCCCGGUGGUGAGCUUUAUGAUGGGAUUUUUUUUGUUUUUGUUUUUUUGUACUUCUUUUUGAACAGAAAGACAAAAAGAAAAAAAAAAAAUUAAACCAAAAAGAACAAAAAAAGAAGAAGAAGAAGAUGAUUUAUAUAGUUGAGUUUAGGUUUGUUGAGGUCAGUUUUCCUUGUAAACUUGAUAUAUUCAUUGGAUUUAUUCUUGUGCUAGUGACUUUUGAGAAGUGUGGAAUAUAUAUUUAAAUGGUAAAAGUAUUAGGUCUUAAGACAA
Messenger RNA from Corylus avellana, 1639 nucleotides. Its product is annotated as KH domain-containing protein At2g38610. The record is from RefSeq and is a predicted model, not a curated record. Gene Ontology annotation, biological process: regulation of mRNA splicing, via spliceosome. Gene Ontology annotation, molecular function: mRNA binding. Lineage: Eukaryota; Viridiplantae; Streptophyta; Magnoliopsida; Fagales; Betulaceae. Gene Ontology annotation, cellular component: nucleus.